AACUCACACCACUCUUCUUCGUGACUCGUGAGCCCUAUUUCCCCUCUCCGCACGCGAGGAAGCCAGGCAAAGCAGUGGCUGGGGAGAGGAAAAGCGGCCGAAGGGAAUAAUAAAAGGCUGAACGCCGAAGCUCGAACGAAGUCUCAUAGUAAUCGGUCCGUCAUGGCGGAAGAAAAGAAGCACGACGCGAUUCCUCCUCGCUACGACCUCGAUGCCAAGUGGGACGCCUGCAUCGAUCUCACAAUCCGCCGCUUCUUCUACUCCUCCCUCGCCGGCGCAUUCACCGGCCUCCUCCUCUUCCGGAGUCCAACAACUCGAUGGGCAUCUGUAGCUUUUGGUGCUGGAGUGGGAAUUGGAGCAGCAUAUACUGAAUGCUCUUACAUAUUUGAUGGUUCACCUCCAAAGUUGUCUCCAAAUGUUUCAGCUGUGCCUUCUGGUUCUGCACAAGUGGAACAGAACUGAAGGAUGCCAACGGAAUGCCAGAACAAUUAGGUUGGGGAUAUUUAUUGGGAUUACUUGAAUUGAAGGGCUAGAUGUUGCUUUCUUUCUCCCAUGUAUCUGCGGCAUUUUUUUAUGGUUCCAAUACAUGUAGUACUUAUUUUGCUGAUUCGGUGAGAAUACUGUAUCAAUUGGUGCGUUGGUUGAUUCUGGAUGGCAGAUAAUAAAUGCCUCUUAUGUAAACUGGUAAUUGGGAACCCAUCACUGGGGCGAAUAGUUUGAAGUUUGAACAUUUAUGUCAUGUCGUCAGACCUCUACAACCUUUUUCUUCAAGGAAAGAGAACAUUUCCUCCAUCAAUUUUCUGA
Messenger RNA from Phoenix dactylifera (date palm), 804 nucleotides. RefSeq names its product MICOS complex subunit MIC10. The record is from RefSeq and is a predicted model, not a curated record. Lineage: Eukaryota; Viridiplantae; Streptophyta; Magnoliopsida; Arecales; Arecaceae. Gene Ontology annotation, cellular component: mitochondrial inner membrane; MICOS complex; mitochondrion.